CCAACAUGAGCUUUCGAACAGCAGAGUUUUCCCACAUGGUGGUUGCAGGUCCUAUAGCAUAAGGAGUAGCAGUUCUCGUAGUCUCGUUGAGAACAACACGAUUCAUUUAACGUUCGAUCUCGCUUGAGGACACCGCAAAACUUAUUGUUUUAGUGUAAGUACUGUGUCGUACGGUCAAACAGUUCCAUUCGCGAACAAGAUCAAGCAGGAGGUCGUGUAACGCUCAAUAAUAUUAACCACGUACGCAGAAGGCCAACGAACACGACGACGAGCCAACGAACCUACUCAAAUUUUGGGGCUUGAAAAUAACAAACUUAAUUUAAUUUCGCAUUCCACUGUGAAACUGUCCAUUGAAAUUGGAACAUUGAAGACAAUGAAAAAUUAACCUUCAAACUAAUUGCAAUAAAAUAUUGCAUUUUAUCUUUACAAUUGUUACGUUGAAAUGUAUUACUUUAGUAAUUUAAAGCAAAACUGCGUCGUUUAUUAAUUAGCGAAUCUUAUUGUGAUAAAUUUACAUACGUAAGAAACCCCUCUUUGUGCAACCAAAGUGACUCACAUUAAACUUGACACAUCAAAAAUAACUUGACGAGUCUUAUGCAUAGACGAGAAAGAUGCAUCAUAAUUGUACUUUCAUGGAACAAAUCGGACUCGUGCUCUAAUUAUUAGUUUCCAUCAUCAGUGCGUGUAGAGUGUAAAGAGGCGUCAAUCAUAAAAAGGAAGUGAUGUCAUCUUACCGGAGUAAUUACGUGCAAUGGAAGGCAAGUGGACUAGGAAAUUCAUCUUCGUAUUCUCCAGCAUCUUCAACGUCGUCCUUGGCGUCGUCUACAUCCUCAUCAACAAAUAAAUAUGCAGCUCCCUCAUCAUCUCUCACAGCCCCCAGUUUCAGGUCACCAGUAUCGAGCAGGGAGCCCAGCUUCGUGGGGACUGGUGGCUCUGGAUCUAUCUCUGUUCAUGGAACAUCAUCAUCCUCAUCGUCCGGAGUUGGAGGAAGACUUGGUAGCAGAUACUCGACAACCUUAUCCUCGAAAGGCGAUAAUUUAUCGUCCUCCAUUCCUGGAAAUGCAUCCAGCUCAUCAAAUUUGUCUUCAGGCACUAAAAGCAACACAUCAACUUUGCAGUCAUCAUCAUCACCAUCGUCAAGAGACGUUAAAAGCACUCAGCCAUAUUCGAGUCUGGCUUCUGUCUCCGCACUAUCCUCAAAAUUUUCAAGCCCGAAGGAACCAGCAGUAAACUCAUUUCGAUUGCCGACAUCAAAUUCAUCUUACUUGCGUUCCCCACCACCAGCUUCCACAGCCGCCGCGGUGUCUGGUGGCAGUGAAAGCAGUUCCAACUUGAAAUCAAAAUCUGCAUUAUCAGAUGGUCCUACGACCCCAUCAAAACAAUUUUCAUCAGGACAUGGAAUAAGUACUUCGGCAGUCGCCAGUAAGCUGUCCGAGGAAAAAUCAACAAGCGAAGGGUCCAGCGCGUAUCGCCCAUAUUCCUCCAGAACUCUCACAACGAGCAAUGUUGUUGAGCUUUCACCUUUAGGGUCAAGUGCUCUGAGAACCACGGCAAGAUUUGGGCUAAGAAGUGCACAUUACAAUUCAGCCCACCCCACAGCAUCGACAUUAAAAGCAGCAGCCGCACUAGCUGAAGAAUCUAAGAAAGAGUUACACAAAAAUGAAAAGAAAAUAGCACCAGUUGAAGAACAAGGUCCAGUAAGUUGGAUGAGCAGGGGCAGCACAACGGAUGAUUGUUGUGCUGCAAGUAAUGAUAACAAGGAAUCGUUGGCGGAUGUGAUAUCUGCAGAGGAAAUACCUUCAUUUGAGCCACGUGUAUUUAGUCCUAGAUAUGAAGGAGUUUUAAAACACAAAGGAAUUCAAACUGAGGAGGAGCCAAAGCCCAAAGUUUUACCAUCAUCAAUUCCCAGACCAACGUUAUCACUAAAUUACUACAGUAGCGCGUACGGGUCAUCUCUAGCCAAAUUUGGUGCAAAAAAUCCAGCCAAACAGCCGAAUGAUGAUGAUGAUAGUAAUAAUAAUAUUAAAGCUACUACAGAAGCAGUAAAAGGCUCAAAUUUGAAUUUGAAAGUUAAAACUCGUGUUGGCAGUGUAAAGGAGAAAGACGCCAACACCACCAUCAAAAGCAGCCCAAAUGCAUGCACAACAAACUUUAAUAAUAACAAGGAUAAUCAUGCAACCCCUGUGACGUUGACAAGUGGUAGUGAUCAAUCAUCACGAUCUUCCCAGCGGACAAUAAAUAACAAAAUUGUUGCUGAAAGCGGUUCUUCCUGCAACAAUGAGCCGGACUUCUCGCCUUCAAUCGGAGCAGCAAUAUCCAACAAGACCACGACAAAUUCAACAAAUGAGGAGUACAAUGGAAUCAAUAAAGAGUCCGCUGCUACUGCUGCUGGAGUUGUGGCUUUGGCCAACAAAGAAUUCGGCAAGUCUGCGUUAAAAAAUGUAGGAGACUUGAGUUCCAAGGAUGCCUCGGAUGAAUUUGCAAAGAAACAAGGAGAUCCGAGAUUAAAUAAAUCUGUCAUAAAGAACGUCACCCCUGCCACCACUUCUACUCAGAAUAAGACGCUCAACAAUGAAAGCAGUGCUUGUAGCACUCCCGUAUCAGCUAUUGAGAAAGAAUCGAUGAAUAAUAAUGUCACGAGUACAAAUUCCGGUCCGCAGAAGCAUGAUCUGCUAAGGAGACCACCAGCCGACCCCAAGAAAUCAUCGUCAGCAAUCAAUUCUGGUAGUUCAUCAUCUUUCAAUCAGCCAAAUCAAGUAAGCCAAAUCAUGACCACGGCCAACAGCACCGAAAGAGGAGAUGCGCCAUUAUUAUCGUUGAGCAGUGAUCUUGAUAAAUCUGAGAGAGAUAAAAUCUCAUCCACGUCCUCUCCAUCAUCAUCAACUGGGGAACGCUUGAUGAAAACUAAAUCAUCCAAAAGCAUUAAUCAACUACGAAAAUUAAGUACAGCUAGUACAGCGUCGUCCGAAUCAGAAUCAUGCAGUUCUUUGACGUCAUCUACAAGCUCAAGUGAGAGCAAAAACAGUGGUAAUGACAGCAUCAAGAAGCCUAAUAAGCAGACUUUGUUAUUCAGCAAUAAUAAUCACAAUUUGGAUAAUAAAGGACAAGGCCGUAGGGGAAGUAGUUCUUCAGCAGCCAGCAGUCGUAGUAGCAGCGUGGAACGGAGUGUUGUACUUGGUGCUACAAAUGUCAACAAAAUUGGGAAGAAUAGCAAUAAUAAUAUCCUGCCAACUAAACCACCUUCCGGACCAUUGUCCACAAAAAUUAAUCCGCCACUAAACAAUCCACCACCAACUAAUUCCCUUUCGAAAUCUAAAUCUAAAAAGCUUAUUACCUCCACAAACAAUAACGUUAUUGUUGACGGAUGCGAAAUGGCAAAGAAAGAAAUCACCGCUAAACCUCCUCCCUCGUCUUCUUCAUCGUCAACUGCUCCUUCUUCUUCACGAGAUGCACCAGUCGUUCAGACUUCCUUUUUAGAACGCAUGAUGGGAAAUGACAAGCCGUGGCUGAGAAAGUGUCAGUCUGGGGAACUGCCCUGGUGGUUGAAAUCAAACCAGGAUGUACCUGGAAUUUUGGGGAAAACCCCCAGUAAAACUAGUAUGACUACGAAAGAUGAAAAUGUGACAGAAAAAUCGCAAAAAGAUGAUCAAGACUCGUCAUCCUCGUCGGACUUAUCAGAUGAUGAAGAUUUUGAAUUUGAUGAACUAUCCAAGAAGCUUGACCUCAACCUUGGAGAGCGAACUGCUCCUGAUGGAGUUGAAGUUCCUGCAAUGGUUGUUAGUCCAAGGUCCACUUUGCAAUCUCAAAAGUCAGAAAAUUUUCCAAACUCUGAAAAUUUAAACUCCAGUAAUAGCGAAAACAGGAGAGACAGUCUCUUCAUUGGCAGCAUUGCAAAUAUCGACGACCUGCUUGGAACCGUCUCACCUUCACCAAUUUCAGAAACUCCGAGCCUUGCUCCUACGCCUACCCCAGCAAAUCUCACUUCCAUCAUUGACGAUUUGUGUGAAGCUCAGAAGCUCAACUUGAAUGAUGAUGAUGAAAGUUCCAGUAGUAGUGAAGAUGAGGUUGAGGAUGAUUUGGACAAAACUGAUAAAUUACAGGCAACCAAUGCAAAAGAAGGCUCAGAUGUGGAGUCCUCGGAUGACGACGACGAUGAUGCUUCCACCGGAACUUCAAGCAGCUUUGAAGUUGACCCAUGCAGCGUGAAAAUUGGUGGAGCCGCUCAGAUUUCAGUUUCACAGCAAGAAAGGUGCACAGGAAACUCUGAACAGAUGCCACAACGUCGACGAUCUUCUGGGACAGAAGAUCAACAAACGCUACUGAUGACCAAGGAUAAGAAACAACAGUUGGACGAUACUACACUUCAGCUCUAUAAAGAUGGGGAGUUUGGACAAUAUUUGGAUCUGGAAUCCACCAUAAGCGAACAACAGGAAGACUUUGAAGGGUUUCUUGACAACCGCAAGAACUCGAUUGUCCUACGGGCCUGUCUUCCUGUCCGGGUUCAUGCAAUUAUUGAGAAACUAUUGACCGAGAAUGGACGGGAGUUACGAAGGGCAUUAUUCUCCUUGAAGCAAAUAUUCCAGGAGGACAAAGAUUUAGUGCACGAGUUCGUGGAGAAUGGUGGACUCAACUGCUUAAUCAAAGUUGGAUCUGAUGCUGACCAAAACUACCAGAACUACAUCCUCAGAGCGAUUGGUCAAGUAAUGCUCUAUGUGGACGGAAUGUACGGUGUAAUGAGACACAACGAAACAAUCCAGUGGUUGUACAACUUGGUGGCCAGCAAAUUUCCCCUCGUUCAAAAGACUGCCUUGAAGCUCCUCCUUGUCUUUGUCGACUAUCGAGUCGACCUUGCCGACUACGACAAAGAGGCGACCUGUCUUCUCUUGAUACAAGCUGUCUCCACAGUGGAUCACUCCAAAGGAUUGGAGGCAUGGUCCAAUGUGAUGAAUCUCUUGAGGGAACAGGAUUCUAAUUCCGGUGACUCGGAAUUGGGAACUUAUGCAAUGACUCUAGUCAAUAAAGUUCUCAAUGCAAUUCCCGAUAUCGACACGUACUAUGAUCAAGUGGAUGCUUUGGAGGAACAAGGAAUGGCUACCAUUAUUCAAAGUUACAUGGGGAAACAAUGCGCAGACUUGGAUUUACUUAAGCAGUUUCAGAUUUACGAACUAGUUUUAAAGCAUGAGGACGGUGAGGAGGACAACAUUAUGAUGCAACUGGACGAGAGCAUGAGGAGCAAGCUUCUAAGUCGGAAGGGGUACUCUGAGACGGAGACAGGAGGGGUCACAAAGGACAGGAGAAAGUCUCGUCGUCAUUCUACGAGCACUCCGCCCACCACCCCCAACGGCACCUCCGCGGUUCCUGCCUUUCCAAGACGGCUGUCCUCCGCGGACGUGUCCCCAUACAGCUCUCUCUCCUCAUCCAGCUCGAUUAACGGGAUUCCUAAUGGCCAUAUGAAAGAAAAAUCAAACAUGGAGUUAACGCCCGGCUUAAGAAGACGAAGAGAACGUGCAGAACAUCAGAAAAAUCUAAUCUUGGAGCAAUUAGUCAACGGUGGUGGAGUAAACGGGGGAGAUUUUUUGGAUCCGUCAUCAGAUUCGCCAACAACUCACUCUGAAGAAUCUCUAGACUUUAUAUCGCUACGACGUUCUAGUGGAAGUAGGAAAGAUUUGAAUUCCUUGGAGUUUCAAAAUAAUCUGAGGAACAGUGGUGGAGGUGGUGGAGGAAAUGCUAAUGGAACCUCUUCUGCUGCUCGACCAUGGAUGCUACCCAUUUACACAAAGUCAAAUGGAAUGGCAAAUAGUGGUGCAAGUAUUGUAAAUGCUGGUUCCAAGGAGGGUGAAAAUAGAGAUGACCUGGAAGUGAAAAGAGAAAACACGGUGAAGGAUCUAACCCAAAAGUUAGCCAGUCAAAAUUUACUUGCUAGUCCAGAGGAGAACAAGUCGUUUAUUAUCAAUGGAGAGUUGUCAGGUGUUAUUUCAAAAGCAAAGGAAGGUUUAGCCAAGUCUAAAUCUAGACUUGAUAUGAAACAACAACCAAAUGACAGCAACAGUAACAAAGGGGUUUCGCUGGAAGUUAAAAAGUCUGAUAAUGAACUAGAGGCCCAGAGACAUUGGGAGUUUCUGAUCAACAAUUUGCAACGACCUCUGGAAAUUUGUGAUCUUGAUUUUACUGAUCUGCAAUGUUCGGAUGACGAGGAUAUUCUGGCUCCUGAUCCGUCUCAUAAUAAUAUGAAUGGAUUCGGAUGUCCUCCCCCAGUGCCCAUGAUGAUGAUGAAUGGGCAUGGACCACCCCCACCACCACCAAGCUCUGGUUCUGGAAGAUACGGUGCAGCUCCUCCACCUCCUAUAAAUGGUUUCGGGCCACCCCUCUUUGGUGUCAACUUGAAAAAUUUAGGAUCCAACAAUACCGCAGAUUCUAAGACCUCGACUCCAAAGAAGACGAAGAAAACGGUCAAAUUAUUCUGGAAAGAGGUUCGAGACGACCCAAUCACUGCGAGCAAGUUGGAGAAAGUUGGCUGCAUUUGGAAUGAGAUUGAAAUUCCACCGAUUGAUACGCAAAAACUAGAAAACUUAUUUGAAUCCAGGGCAAAAGACAUAAUUAGCAAGGAGAAACAGUCUGAUGUGAAUAAGACGAAAGAAAUAGUUGUGCUGGAUCCGAAGCGAAGCAAUGCGAUUAAUAUUGGGAUGACAAAGUUACCACCUCCAAGGACUAUCAAGGCAGCAAUUAUGAAGAUGGACUCUACAAUUGUGAAUAGGGAAGGAAUUGAGAAACUCUUGACUAUGCUCCCAACGGAGGAAGAGCGUGCAAAAAUUACAGAGGCUCAAUUUGCUAAUCCUUUGGGUUGUUUGGGAUCAGCAGAGCAGUUUCUGUUGACCCUGAGCCAGAUCUCCGAAUUGACAGCACGCCUCAAGCUGUGGGCAUUUAAGCUUGACUAUGAAAACCUGGAAAGAGAAGUGUGCGAACCCUUGAUGGACCUGAAGACUGGGAUCGUCGAUCUUGAGAAAAAUAAAACAUUCCGAUACAUACUGAGCACACUUUUGAGCAUUGGCAACUUUCUAAAUGGUGGUGAUGCUAAAGGCUUCCAAAUAGAAUAUCUGUCAAAAGUUCCGGAAGUGAAAGACACUGUUCAAAAGCAUUCUCUCCUUCAUCAUCUUUGUCAAACUGUUAAUGAGAAUUAUCCCGACUCAUCUGAUCUCUACUCCGAGAUCGGCCCUGUAACUAGAGCUUCUCGAGUGGACUUUGAUGAAAUUUGCGCCAAUUUAGUGAAAAUGGAGAACGAUUGUAAAACUUCGUGGGACCAUCUUCGAGUAAUUGCAAAACACGAUGGCCCCACAAAUCUAAAAUUAAAAUUAUCCGAGUUCCUUGCAGAUUGUGCUGAGCGAAUAAUAGUGUUGGGGAUGAUUCAUAGAAGGGUUCUCAACAGAUUUCACAAAUUUCUUCUGUGGCUUGGUGUUGCUGCACACCAAGUCUCAACUACCAAACCCCACACAUUGUUCAAAAUCAUUUCAGAAUUCGCAUUGGAGUACAGAACCACACGAGAAAGAGUGAUACAACAAAUGCAGAAAAAAGCUAGUCACCGAGAACGAAACAAAACUCGGGGAAAAAUGAUAACCGAGCAAAUCAUGUACAAAUCAAAGGAGGAUCAAGAAGACGAAGAACUUCGCCAAGUUCUAAACAAGACUAGUAAUGUCGGAACUGAGGAAGUCGUUAAUGGGUCCUUGACAUGGUCUCGCCGACUGAAACCACCCGCAACUCCAACCACCCCAACAAACACACUUUAUCACAACUUUAACAGCGGGAGCAGGUCAUCAACGCUUAGCAGCAACGGUACGCUUGGUGAUGGGGAUGACGAAAUUUUGGAAAGUUUGGUCAAGACAGCAACGCGCACGGCCGACACGAGAGUAGCGACGCGAGAACGGAAACGAAACAAUGGGUUGAGAAAUAGCGCAGAGAGAAAAUCACUAGUUAAGCGAUCACGAACACGAGAGAAUAACGUCGGCACAAGUUUAUAUGACAUUCUUAACUGAAUGGGUAUGACAAAGUCUGAGACGAACUUUAAGGCACGGCCUAACCGAAGAAGAACGGAACAUGCUCGCAGCGUUUAUGGCCACAGGGCACUCUUUUUGCUCAUAAUCAAUCUUUUUAAUCCUCGUUUAUCUUAAAUUAUUACAAUGUUGGUCAGCUACAUAUCUGUUAUAAAUUGCACUGUGUCGUGUUAUGGUUAGUUUUCGACUAUGCGUAUUUAGGUUGACCCACGACUCGACCGUCUUGUUUUACUGCUCAGAAUUGUGUCUUAAAAUAAUUUUCAGUUUCCUCAUGCGACGACAGGAUGAUGUGUAUAAAACACUGUUUAUACCUAAAUUUUGAAAUUUUUAUGUAUGUCAUUGUCGUAAUCCUGUCAAUAAAUUGUGAUGAUUAAUGAAGUGGUUACCUGUGCUAUGCACUUUGGUAUUUACAAGAAUGUUAACUCGAAUAAAUUUUCGAAAUAAAGCGUGAAACAUAUUA
This is a messenger RNA of Folsomia candida, 8505 nucleotides long. RefSeq lists its product as uncharacterized. NCBI's taxonomy places the organism in Eukaryota, Metazoa, Arthropoda, Collembola, Entomobryomorpha, Isotomidae. Bases 723 to 8027 code for a protein of 2434 amino acids. Gene Ontology annotation, molecular function: actin filament binding. Gene Ontology annotation, biological process: actin filament network formation; cortical actin cytoskeleton organization. The transcript has 33 exons. Gene Ontology annotation, cellular component: cytoskeleton; cytoplasm. The record is from RefSeq and is a predicted model, not a curated record.